UAUUAGACAGGAACAAGCUGCGAGUGCCGCGCAGCAGGUGUAGAAAGCAGCCAAAGCCGCCGGAGAUAAAUUCAACAAGGAAGUGGAAGCAUUGUUCCAAAAAUGGAAACCGUACGCAGUAAUCAGCAGAAAACGGUGAUGGAUAUUAUUCAGAAGGACAGGAAGAGGAUGUAAGGUACAGUGAAGGUGACCUGCAGCCAGCGCCAGUCGGUGAUGAAGUAGGCGAGCAGAGGAAGGAUGAGGACGCCCACACUGAAGAACAUCUGGUACAAGAUGCCCACUGUGCGCCUGUACUUCACACCAACGAUCUCUGUGACUGACAGAGUGGCAGGAAUGCUAACGGAAGCCCAAAUAAUAAACCAGGAGGGUCCUGCUAGUAUUAGGGUCUCGCCAUGUACCUGAACACAGCAGCUUUCCUCCUCGGAGCCUUGAUCAGCACUGUUUGUGGCACUGAGGUGGAGGGCUACUCCAGAACUGAAGGGGCAUGGAUCCUCUCGCUGAAUAAACGAAGAUAUUCAGUUGACACCAUAGCUGAAUGUGCCACUAAAUGUAACAGUGAAACAUUCUUCACAUGCAGGACUUUCAUGUAUGAUGAGAAUGACCGAGAGUGUUGGACGGCAGCAGCAAACUCUAAAACAGAGCAAAUCAUGAAGAGAAGCAGCACAGCUUUAUAUGAAAGAAAUGGUAAUGAUGAAUAUCUCCUGGAGUGUGUAAAUGGGAUAGGAAAAGAUUACAGAGGAACAAAGUCCAGAACAAAAUCCGGGAAGCUCUGUCAGAGAUGGGAUUCAAACUACCCACACAGGCCAAAUGUCACACCACAGACCCACCCACUAGCAGAUCUGGAGUCCAACUUCUGCAGAAACCCUGAUGGGGACCACAGGGGACCCUGGUGCUACACCACUGACCCCAGCACCCGCUGGGAGCCGUGCAACGUACCCAGCUGCUCUAGCGAGAUUCAUAAAUAUGAAUGUAUGGUCUGCAACGGUGAGGACUACAGAGGAAAAAUCUCCUCCACUGAAAACGGCUACACCUGCCAACACUGGGACUCCCAGACACCCCACGACCACGGCUACAAUCCCAGCAUACUUCCGGGAAAGUUUCUUGAGAAGAACUACUGCAGAAACCCAGAUGGAAGUCCCCGACCAUGGUGCUUCACCACCAGCCCAUCCAAACGAUGGGACUUUUGCUCCAUUUCCCGCUGCACUGCUGAGCUUCCCACCAUCAUCCCAGAGGUGAACUGUGUCACCGGUGAAGGUGCAGCGUACCAAGGAACGAUUGCCGUAACUGUGACUGGCAAAACAUGCCAGAGGUGGUCGGCUCAGACGCCCCAUAAGCACAACCAAAACCCAGAAAACUACCCCUGCAAAGGUCUAGAUAAUAACUACUGUCGUAACCCCAACAAUGAAAGGAUGCCCUGGUGCUACACAACUGACCCCGACACUCGCUGGGAGUACUGCAACGUGCCACGAUGUGGGGCUGCACGUGGACCAGAUGAUCCGGCGACUCCCCCGAAGGAGGAAAACUGCUACGAGGGGAACGGCUCCAGUUAUCGGGGCGUAACAUCAGAGACCAUCGGUGGGAAAAAAUGUCAGAUAUGGAGUUCCAUGACUCCUCACAGACAUGAGAAAACACCAGAGGUCUAUCCUAAUGCGGACCUCAGAGGGAAUCUGUGCAGGAACCCUGAUGGGGACCAAGCCCCCUGGUGUUUCACUACAGACCCCAAAGUCCGCUGGGAGUACUGCAACUUGGAGAAAUGCCCCCUCAGAUCUCCAGGAACCAGACAUUCUGGAGCCCAGAACCCUCCCACUGCCACCCAGACACCACCAGAGGAAGACUGCAAGGUUGGAAACGGGGAAACAUAUCGAGGUCCAACUUCUGUUACUGCGCUGGGUGUGACGUGCCAGGCAUGGAGUGCUCAGACUCCCCACAGUCACACUAGCUUCACCCCAGAAAUUCACCCCACCAAGGGUCUGGAAGGCAAUAGCUGCAGAAACCCAGACGGCGAUCUGAACGGACCGUGGUGCUACACUACUGACAGCAACAAGAAAUGGGACUACUGCCAGAUCCCCGACUGUGUUGAACUGAAGUGUGGAAUACCAGCGAUCAAACCAAAACGCUGUGUUAGUCGUCUUGUUGGCGGCUGUGAAGCAACGCCUCACUCGUGGCCCUGGCAAAUCAGCCUCCGGACCAGCGCAGGGACCCAUUUCUGUGGAGGAACUCUGAUCGACCCUCAGUGGGUCCUGACUGCUGCUCACUGCCUCGAGAGGUCCAGCCGCACUUCAGCGUAUAAGGUAUUGCUGGGUAUCCACACUGAGACAGCCACCGAGUCAUCAAAACAAGAGAGGAGACUCGAGAAAAUGGUGCUGGGACCAAACAGAGUGGAUAUCGCUCUGCUCAAACUGGAGAGACCUGCAAUAAUAAAUGACCAAGUGCAGCCAGCUUGUCUACCAGAAAAGGAUUAUAUAGUUUCCAGUGAAGCAGAGUGUUUUGUAACCGGAUGGGGUGAGACUCAAGGUACAGGAGGUGAGGGCGUUCUGAAGGAAGAGAGCUUCCCCAUUAUUGAGAACAAGGUCUGUAAUCGGCCAGAAUAUCUGAACGGCAGAGUCCAAAACUAUGAGCUGUGUGCUGGAUACAUCGAGGGAGGAAUAGACAGCUGCCAGGGUGACAGCGGCGGUCCUCUCGUGUGUUACGCGCAGGGCAAGUUUGUCGUGCAGGGUAUCAUAUCGUGGGGCAUGGGGUGCGCCAACGCCAUGAGACCCGGCGUCUACGUCCGAGUGUCUAAGUUUGUGGACUGGAUCGAUAAAACCAUCAAAGCCAACUAAAAGCCGUCCUCUGCAAUGAGGUUCUUCAGGAUGUGUUAACAUGGACACAGUGUUCUGCUCUGACGUGACUUUUUAGGCUGCUUUUAACUGUUUUGUUACCUGAAGUGGACACACUGUGCAAAGCAUGUUACUGAUUUGAAAAAUUAUUGAUGAAGUUUCUGUAAGAGCUGAAAUUUAAAAAAACAAACAAACAAACAAACAUUAAACCAAAUUAAGACGGCAUGCUUUAUAGAAAAUGUAUAUAAAUCUACUUCCAUGUGGUUA
This is a messenger RNA of Archocentrus centrarchus (flier cichlid), 3086 nucleotides long. RefSeq names its product plasminogen-like. Bases 393 to 2822 code for a protein of 809 amino acids. Gene Ontology annotation, biological process: proteolysis. Lineage: Eukaryota; Metazoa; Chordata; Actinopteri; Cichliformes; Cichlidae. The transcript is spliced from 21 exons. The record is from RefSeq and is a predicted model, not a curated record. Gene Ontology annotation, molecular function: signaling receptor binding; serine-type endopeptidase activity.